Messenger RNA from Polistes dominula (European paper wasp), 2848 nucleotides. RefSeq lists its product as uncharacterized. Gene Ontology annotation, cellular component: nucleus. Gene Ontology annotation, biological process: regulation of gene expression. NCBI's taxonomy places the organism in Eukaryota, Metazoa, Arthropoda, Insecta, Hymenoptera, Vespidae. The record is from RefSeq and is a predicted model, not a curated record.
AUAUCAUUAAUAUAAUAAUUUUCUUAUUAAAGAUGGCUGUUUUCAUCGCAACGAAUCCUUGAAGAGUUUUAAGGAUGCUGACUGUCUCGUCCAAUCAUUGUUGAGUUAUAGAAGAAAUUCUUCUCAUUCAUCUAGUAUUAUAAAGCCGCUAGUACUAAAGUAGAAGACAAAUAACAAAAUACCAGUAGUACACAGAAGAUAGUGGAAUGUAAUAGAAUGCGUGUUCACCGCGAAUAUAAACGACAUGAUGGGUACCAAAACAUCCUAUGAUUAUAUUUCCAAUUCCGAUGAUACAGGCAUCAUGGGAAGAAGUAGUCCUGCUGCUUUGCUGGAUAUGCUAGCAGAAGUUGCAUCUCGUACUUUAUAUUCGGAGAAAAAGGAAAUGAAAUCAUUAUUAAGCUCCCAAUGUAAAACUAAAUCGGAUGUUGUGAAACGUAAAGCUCAAGAAAUGCGUUUAAAUGUACCUCAACUUUUAUCUAUGCCAAUGUCCCAGUUGGUGAAACAAUUUUCUGUCUUGACUAGCGACGAGCUUAAAAGACAAUUUUCAUAUACCUGUACGCUUGUAGAUGGAUGCGAACAAAAAUAUAAAAGUUUUGCAAGCGAAGGAAAAGCUAGGAAAUCUAUGAAAGCACAUUUGGCUGAACAUUUAGAAUACUUCAAAUCUAAUGAACAAGCCUAUUACACUUUCACCACUAAACCUAUAAAAUAUAAAAACUUCAAAUCAAAUCUACAAAACAAAAGUACACGUUUACAUCAAUCAAAGAAACCUAGAAGGAUUUUAAAUAAAGAAAACAAAGGAAAACAAACAGAUUAUUUGCAUAAAAUUUUGUCAAAUGAUAAUACAAAUUUUGGAAAAUUUGAAAAACAUAAAUCUACAGCAAGAACUGAAAGUUUGAAUAGCUUAGAAACAAAAAAGUCUGAACAUAUAGAUGUUAAGGUUCUUGGUGAUCAUAGUUAUUUUGAGCAUUUAAGAGAAGAAGCUUCUAAUGAAACAGAAAUAACAUCAUCUGAUAACAUAUUAAAUGAUUCAUCAAGGGAAGAAAAUAUUGUAUUAAUGAUGGUUGAUACCGACAACAUACGCAUGAAGGACUAUUCCCAUAUUAAAGGCAAAAUAUCGGACAAUUUAAAGCAUCAAGACACAGGAACAUUAUACAUAUCAGAUGUACCUUGGAUAGAAGGAAGUUGCAAAAAGAAAAUGGACUUAUCGACAAGUGUAAAGCCUAAGGGAAAAGCGAAAUUCAUAGGAACCAGUAAAGAAGAACGAGAAUUAGCAUUAGCAUUUAUGGAUCGUAUCAAAAAGAAAGGAAAUCCAACGGGCAGUAAUCUUCAGUGCCACAUUUGCGAUCCACCACGUAGUUUCACAGCACCCACUACACUAGUAUCGCAUUAUCGAAGUCAUGCAGGAAUAAAGCCAUAUGAAUGUCGAAUAUGUAGAGCAGUAUUUACAAGAAGACAUAGUUUGAAGUAUCACAUGUUGAUUCACCAAAAUCAAACAAGAUUCACGUGUGCUGAUUGCGGAAAAAAGUUUAGACAUCCAUCACACUUUAGAGAACAUCGUCGUAGACAUACCGGAGAAUCUCCAUUUUGUUGCAAUGAUUGUAGUCAAAGAUUCAAAACAAGAAACACUUACAAACGUCACUUAAAAACACGUCAUGGAAAAGUUCUUACUACAACUGGUGAACUUUUGUUCCUUUCUGAAGAAGACUUUGAAAAAGUACGGACUAAUAGAAAGAAAAAAAUAGAUUGCCACGAUAAUAAAAGCACAGCUGUAGAUGAAGAUAUAAUAGCUACCAGAACAAUUAUGAAUUUUCAAGAUAAUAUUGAACCUCAAGAAAUAUCUAACGAUGUUUUAGAAGAAUAUAUCAUUAAUAAAAAUUGCGAUGGGAAUAGAAUUAACAAAGCUAUUGAUACGAUACCAAUUAUAGAUAAAUAUUAUGAGAAUUAUGAUAUUUGCUCAAUACCAUUUUUUAAUAAGACUGAACAUCUAGAAGAAAGUGUAUCUUUAAAUGACAACAGUGAUAAUAAUAUUACAGAAUCAGAUCGAAAAGAUAUAAAUAGAAUGCAAAGUAAUUUUCAACAAAAUUCUUAUGAUAAUGUAACAGUAAUCAAAACUAUGGAAAAUCAGCCUUUAUUAAAUAAAUCUUUAAGGAAUGAACAUAAAGUCGUAUGUGAAUAUUUAGAUAAAGAAUCAUAUGUACAAUCAUAUUAUUAUAAUGAACAUAUUCAAUCAAGCAAAGAAACAAAUAAUCACCUGCAAGUAGUAGAAAGUCAUCAUUCAAAUUAUAAAAAUGCAUCAAACUUUGAAGGACAAAAUGUUCAAUUUGUGUUACAUUUAACGAAGAAAAUGGAACUUGAAACUGUAGAUAAAAGUACUAAUUGCAAUAUAAAUACAGUUGGAAACGAUGAGUUUUCAAAUUCAUAUAAUGUAAUACAAUCUGAAGAGAAGGAAAGCAAUGUGGACACAUAUAUCCAUGAAGAAAAUUCUAUAAGUAAAGAUAAUUUACAAUUACAUAUACCAGGUGAAUUUAUUGAAAAUUCCACAUCUCAAAAUCUUAAUGAUGUUCAGGAUAAUUUAGGGAAUAAUAUUUUAGUAAGAAAUGUAAAUGAUGAACCUAAUAUAUUAAAUUUUGUCAGCAAUGAGGUAUGUGCUUGUAUUAAAACUUUACCAUGUAAUUUUAUUUUAUGUUAUCAAGAAAAUCAAGAGAAAUUGCAAGUUAAUGAAUCUACAAACGUUACUGUGCUUAAUAAGUGUACACAAGGAGUUAAUUUAAUACAAAACAGAAAGCAGAGUGCAAUUUUGUUAUUAUCAAAUAAUGCUUCAAAAAAUGGUACAUUGCAAAUUAAAUAA